AUGCUCCCUGUGCAGGCACAUGUGCCUAAGGGUGCAGCAGCAGCGUCUCAACGACGUCUUUUUGUCGUGCUGGAACAGGCCUGCUUGGAAGCUUACCGUAUCUCGAGUGGGAGUGCGAAGGGCGGCAGGCAUGGUAAGGGAGGCGAGGGCGACGUCAAGUAUACCUUGCUCAACUGCGACGACCACCAGGGUAUCCUCGCCAAGACAGGAAGAGACAUUGCAGAUGCUAGGCCCGAUAUUACUCACCAGUGUCUGUUGACUCUCCUGGAUUCGCCCUUAAACAAAGCUGGCCUUCUUCAAGUGUACAUCCAUACAGCGAAAGGCGUGCUCAUCGAAGUCAAUCCGCAUGUCAGAAUACCGAGGACGUUCAAGCGAUUUAGCGGGCUGAUGGUCCAACUACUCCACAAACUGUUUAUUCGUGGUGUCAAUGGUCCAGAGAAGCUAUUAAAAGUCAUCAAAAAUCCCGUCCGCCUUUCACAAUACCUACCCACGCUACCUCAGACUCAUAACAUUGCUGUUUUCGUGGGAGCCAUGGCUCGUGGAAGGGAUGACUUUGCGGAUGCCUACGUCGACGAAAAAAUAGGUAUCAGCGAGUACCCACUGAGUGCUAGUGUUGCUUGCGGCAAGUUCUGCUGUGCACUCGAAGAGCUCUGGGACAUCGUUUGAUCGCCUUCAUCUAGACACAAAGAAUACACGG
Molecule: messenger RNA, 697 nt
Organism: Desarmillaria tabescens
Lineage: Eukaryota; Fungi; Basidiomycota; Agaricomycetes; Agaricales; Physalacriaceae
Product: Alpha/beta knot methyltransferase
Exons: 5
Coding region: 1-666 (221 amino acids)
Biological process (GO): rRNA base methylation
Cellular component (GO): small-subunit processome; nucleolus
Molecular function (GO): rRNA binding; rRNA (pseudouridine) methyltransferase activity
Source: RefSeq, a predicted model, not a curated record